AUGCAGAACCUGGAGUCCCCAAAUAACCUGAUCCCGAGUGGCCAGCAGGAAAAGUUCGUCUGCCUUAUUGGGAGUGAUUGUCUGUCUGAAGAGACACGCCCGGUCUGUCCCUUCCCUGCUGCCACGGACCCCGCCUUGCCCCAGACCAUGGCGAUGGCUGCAGCGGGGCCGGCGCAGCUCCAGGUGGCGUUUGAGGACAUCGCUCUGUAUUUCACCCCGGAGGAGUGGGAGCUCUUAUCCCAGCCAGAGAAGCAGCUAUACCGGGACCAGAUGCUGCGGAAUUACCGGGCCCUCGUUUCCCUGGGCUAUUCAGGUUCCACACCGGACUUAAUCCACCGGAUCGAGGUAGGGGAGGCAGAGCUCUGGAUCCAGGAUGCCGAGAACUCCAGGGAAAGCUCAGGGCCUGAGAGCCCCUCCCGAGGGCACGGGAUCCCGGGAGGAACGAGGAGACGGUCUGAAUGUGGGGAGAGUGUGAGAGGAAAGCUGGAUCCCACGGUCCACGGGGGAAACCGUGGACAGGAUGGAGUCAAUCCCCAUGCCGAGUGUGGGAAUGGACUCAGCCAGAGACCGGACCUGGCUACACACCAGAGGCUUGCCGCGGGGCAGCAAUCCCACGGCUGUGUCGACUGCGGCAAGAGGUUCAGCAACGCCUCCGCACUGACCCAGCACCGGCGAACGCACAGCGGGGAGCGGCCGUACCGCUGCGCCGACUGCGGCAAGGGCUUCAUCAGAGCCUCCGCACUGAACCAGCACUGGCGCACGCACACCGGGGAGCGGCCCUACCGCUGCGCCGACUGCGGCAAGGACUUCGCUCAGCUCUCACACCUGUCAGCACAUCAGCACACGCACACUGGGGAGCAGCUGUACCGCUGUGCUGACUGCGGCCAGAGCUUCUGCUGGGCCAAGUCACUGCACCGGCACCGGCGCACGCACACCCAGGCGUGGCCAUACCACUGCGCCGACUGCAGCAAGGACUUCAGUGAUGCCGCCUCGCUGAGCCGGCACCGGCGCACGCACACCGGGGAGCGGCCCUACCUCUGUGCCGACUGCGGCAAGAGCUUCGGCAACGCCUGGACGCUGACCCAGCACCGGCGCACGCACACCGGGGAGCGGCCGCACCGCUGCGCCGACUGCGGCAAGGGCUUCAGCAACGCCAGCACGCUGACCCAGCACCGGCGCACGCACACCGGGGAGCGGCCGUUCCGAUGCACUGACUGCGGCAAGCGCUUCGGCAACGCCAGCACCCUGACCCAGCAUUGGCGCACACAUACUGGGGAGCGGCCGUACCGCUGCGCUGACUGCGGCAAGGGCUUCAGCAACGCCAGCACGCUGACCAAGCACCAGCGCACGCACACCGGGGCACAGCCAUACCGCUGCACCACCUGCGGCAAGGACUUCAGCCAACAGGCAAACCUUACCAGAAUACACUGGUUUACGCACACCGGGGAGCGGCCACACCACUGCUCUGACUGCGGGAAGGGCUUUGCACAGAGCUCAAACCUGAGAGCACACCAGCGCACGCACACCGGGGAGCGACCACACCGCUGUGCUGACUGCGGCAAGGGCUUUGCACAGAGCUCACACCUGAGACUACAUCAGUGCACGCACACUGGGGAGUGGCCGUACUGUUGUGCACACUGUGGUAAGGGAUUCAGUAGUGCCAACACACUGACGCUGCACCAGCGCACGCACACCGGGGAGCGGCCGUAUCGCUGUGCUGACUGUGGGAAGAGCUUUGCACAGAGCUCAAACCUGAGAACGCACCAGCGCACGCACACCGGGGAGCGACCACACCGCUGUGCUGACUGCGGGAAGAGCUUUUCACGGAGCUCAAACCUGAGAACACACCAGCGCACGCACACCGGGGAGCGGCAGUACUGCUGUGCCGACUGUGGUAAAAAGUUCAGUAGUGCCAACACACUGACACUGCACCAGCGCACGCACACCGGGGAGCGGCCGCACCACUGUGCUGAAUGUGGGAAAAGCUUUGCAGAGAGUUCAAAGCUGAGAAUACACCAGCGCGCGCACACUGGGGAGCGGCCACACCACUGUGCUGACUGCGGGAAGGGCUUUGCAGAGAGCUCAAAGCUGAAAAUACACCAGCGCACGCACACAGGGGAGCGGCCGCACCGCUGUGCUGACUGUGGCAAGGGCUUUGCACACAGCUCAAACCUGAGAACACACCAGCGCACGCACACCGGGGCGCAGCCACACCGCUGUGCUGACUGCGGGAAGAGCUUUGCACGAAGCUCAAACCUGAGAAGACACCAGCGCGCACACACCGGGGAGCGGCCGUACUGCUGUGCUGACUGCGGGAAGGGCUUUGCACAGAGCUCAAGCCUGAGAAUACACCAGCGCACACAUCAGGGGCAGCCACACCGUUGUAACGAUUCUAGUAAGAAUUUCAGCAAAACCAGAGCACUGAACAAGCACCAGCGCACGCACACUGGGGAGAGGACAUUGCGAUGCAUUGGCUGCAGCAGGAGCGUUGCACGGGCCUCCUCCUUGCUACCACAUCGGUUCAUUCACAGCCGAGAACAGCGGUACAGCUGUGCUGGCUGGGGCAAGCUCUUUGCUAGAUUGGCCAACCUCACCCGGUCACGUACCCCAGUGCCCUUCUGCCACCACCAGGGCCUGAGGGGCUUCUGGCAGUCCGUGGGCCUGACACAGCUCCAGCAGAUGCAGAUCAGGGAGUGGUCCUGUCCCCAUGAUGCCCAGCAGAGAGACUGGGGGGAUAGGGAACGGGACUUGUCCUCGCUGCCCUCCGAAGGCCAGGACAGAACCCAGGAGUCCGGGCUCCCAGCCCUCCUGCAGCUAGCGCCCCACGGCACAGCGGGGACCGGGCUGCCCCCUUAUGGGCUCCUGCCGCCAGGGCACCAGGUGCCGCGAGCGCCCCCGGAGAUUGGAUUCGGGACCCAGGCGUCCGGGGAGCUGGACCGGAAGGUCCCCGCACUGGGGCCUCCCCCGGCUGCUGGAACUGGCGGCGCAGGCGCGGGGCCCUUGAGUCGGGGACGGGCGGGGAGCGCAGCAGGGCUGGAGCCGGCGCGUCCCGCAGCCCAGCGAGCGGAGCCUUCCCGGGUCAGCCCGGCCCCCUGGGUCCCAGCUCGGCCCGUGCGCAGGGCGGGGAGCGGGCGAGAGGCGGCACCGGGGAGGCACCAGCCGCGCGGCGGGAAGUCGCUGCCCGGCUGGAGGAAGCGGCCGGAGCCGGGGCCGAGCCCGGCGAUGGCUGCAGCGGGGCCGGCGCAGUGUCCCCAUCACUGCAUCGACUGCAACAAGAGGUUCAGGAACCCCUUCGCACUGACGCAGCACCAGCUCACGCACACCGGGGAGCGGCCGUACUGCUGCACUGACUGUGGCAAGAGCUUUGCAAAGAGCUCAGCCCUGAGAACACACCAGCGCACGCACACCGGGGAGCGGCCGUAUCACUGCACUGACUGCGGAAAGGGCUUUGCAGAGAGGUCAACCCUGAGAGCACACCAGCACGCACACACCGGGGAGAGGCCGCACCACUGUGCUGACUGCGGCAAGGGCUUUGUACGGUUUGCACACCUGAAAAGACACCAGCGCACGCACACCGGGGAACAGCCGUACAGCUGCACCGACUGUGGCAAGGGCUUUGCGCAGAGCGCAAGCCUGAGAAUACAUCAGCGCACGCACACCGGGGAGCGGCCGCACUGCUGCACUGACUGUGGCAAGAGCUUUGCAGAGAGCUCAACGCUGAGAAUACACCAGCGCACACACACCGGGGAGCGGCCGUAUCACUGCACCGACUGUGGCAAGAGCUUUUCAACGAGCUCAAUACUGAGAAGACACCGGCGCACACACACCGGGGAGCAGCCAUACCGCUGCAAUUACUGUGGCAAGAGCUUUGCACAGAGCUCAAUACUGAGAAUACACGAGCGCACGCACACUGGGGAGCGGCCGUACCUCUGUGCUCACUGCGGCAAGGGUUUUGCACGGAGCACAUACCUGAGAACGCACCAGCGCACACAUAGCGGGAAGCGGCUGCACCAUUGCACUGACUGCGAUAAGUGUUUUGCACAGAGCUCAUCCCUGAGAAAACACCAGCGCGCACACAGCGAGGAGCAGCCACAUCGCUGCACUGAAUGUGGCAAGAUCUUUGCGGGGAGCUCAAAGCUGAGAAAACAUCAGCGCACACACACCGGGGAGCGGCCGUACUACUGCACUGACUGUGGCAAGAGCUUUUCAGACAGCUCAAAGCUGAGAAGACACCAGCGCACGCACACCGGGGAGCUGCCGUAUCGCUGCACCGACUGUGGCAAGGGCUUUGCCCAGAGCUCAACCCUGAGAAUACACCAGCGCACGCACACAGGGGAGCGGCCACAUUGCUGCACUGACUGUGGCAAGGGCUUUGCCCAGAGCUCAACCCUGAGAAUACACCAGCGCACGCACACCGGGGAGCGGCCGUACCACUGUGGCGAUUGCAAGAAAAGCUUCAGCAUUGCCAGUACGCUGACCAGACAUCAGCGCACACACACCGGGGAGCAGCUGUACUGCUGUGCCAACUGUGGUAACGGGUUCAGCAAGGCCAACAAGCUCACCCAGCUCCAGUGCAUGCACACCGGGGAGCAGCCGGAUCGCUGUGCUGACUGUGGCAAGGGCUUUGCACACAGCUCAAACCUCUGAAGACAUCAGCGCACACACCCCGAGGAACGGCCAUUCCAAUGCACUGUCUGCAGAAAAAUCUUUGCACAGAGCCAAUACCUGAGAAUACACCAGUGCAUUCAUGGCGGGGAUCGGAUGUACAGGUGUGCUGACUGCCACAAAUGCUUUGCUCUCUUGGGCAACCUCACCUGGCACCAGUUGACUCACUAACACCCCUCUGCCACUGCCAGAGCCCAAGGGGCUUCUGGCAGCUGGCGGGCCUGGCACAGCACCAGCAGAUGCAGACCGGGAGUGGUCCUGUCCCCAUGAUGCCCAGCAGAGACUGUGAGGGACAGGGAAUGGGACUUGGCUGAGCAGUGUGGGGAAGAACAGACAGGUGGGGGGAUUUUAGAGUAGAUGGUCACAGCCUACUGCAUUAGGGACCCCCCUGCAUCUAGGUGGGGUCCAGCCAGGGGUCUCUCUGUCAAACUCCCCACAACACACAGAGCUGUGAGGCAGCCAGGACAAUCCCCCCCCCCACACACACACACAGAUGGGACUGAGUCAGGAACUUCCCCCCACACCUACCUCGUUUUGAGCCAGGGGGUGAUUCUUAGGUGAUAUCUGGAGAUGGGAUUUGCAGUCCUGUCUCAGCAUGGAUUGGGUUGAGGGGCGGGACAGCCCAGUGCAUGUGAUUGAAAGAAGACUCAGGAACUGCUCAUACCAUCUAUUUUAAAUAGAAAUGUGAUGAAGAAAAACUAUGUACCUAAUGUGUAACAAAGGUCUGUCUAACCAGGUGUAUCUUUGCUAUUAAAGAAGCUGAUGCAUUUGGUUGGUGUGUGGAGAAGCCAAUGUGAAGUGUAAAUCUUUAAAAUAAACCAGCCCAAAUGUACUAAGGCCUAACUGACCAUGAUGCCUGAUGAACUGUGUGAUUGGCAGGUGCAAAGAGAGUUUUGCAUUACUCCUUGGGGAAUUC
Molecule: messenger RNA, 5581 nt
Organism: Emys orbicularis (European pond turtle)
Lineage: Eukaryota; Metazoa; Chordata; Testudines; Emydidae
Product: zinc finger protein 91-like
Biological process (GO): regulation of transcription by RNA polymerase II
Molecular function (GO): RNA polymerase II cis-regulatory region sequence-specific DNA binding; DNA-binding transcription factor activity, RNA polymerase II-specific
Source: RefSeq, a predicted model, not a curated record